UCGUAGAUAAAGAACCCAUCAAGUGCACUAAACUAGUCGUAAGUGCAACAAAAUGAAACUCAAACUCCUUUUAAUUCUUCUCUAUUUCACCAAAAUAAAAACGGCCGAUUCUGAAAACCUGAAAAAACCGGGCUUCUUGUACACCAUGCCAAAAGUGCUGCUCGCCGGCCGAAACGAAACCGCCUGUUUGUCCCUCCACUCCUCAUUUCUACCAAUCAAAAUCACCGUCGAUUUAAAAAUAAAACAGACACAUUUUUACACCAAUAGAAUCAUCGAUUCAGAACACUCGUGCUUCGAAAUUGGGGUGCCCCCAAGCCCCAAACCCGAGGCCCACUUUGCCAGCGUCAAGGUCCAAAUCGAGGCCCCCGGAGCCACCCUCACGGCCCACAACCAGGACCCCGUGGUGGUCCACCCCGACAACAAAAUCACCUUCAUCGAAACCGAUCGCAUGACAUACAAAUCCAAAGACAUUGUCAAAUUCAGAAUUUUGACAUUGGGGAAUGAUUUGCUCCCGAUUUUGGGGCACAAAAUACCCCUCGUCCGCAUGCGCAACCCCCUGGGGGCGGGGGUGGCCGUCUGGGAGAACGUCACCACGGAGCUGGGGCUCGCCCAUCUGGAGCACCAGCUGCCCCCCGACCCCAUCGAGGGCAAGUGGCGGCUGGAGGUGGGGGAAGAAGUGCGCGUUUUCGAAGUGGCCAAAUAUGUACUUCCCCGGUUCAAGGUUCAAAUAAUCCACCCCAAGACGAUUUACAUCGGGUCACGUGUCACAAUCAAAGUGUGUGGUCGUUACUCGUACGGAGAAAUGGUCAAAGGGAGUGCUUUUCUCCGUUUAUCGAGUAUUUUCCCCAAUUUCAGGACUUUUCAAUCGCUGAAAAAGAUGAGUAAUGGUUGCGGUGAGUUUGUGCUCACCCCCGAGGAUUUUUCCUACUUCAGUAUAAAAAAAUUAUUUCCUUUGAGUGAACCAAAAAUGAGCGUUUUGAUCACAGCCACCGUGACCGAACAAGGAACCAAUAAAAUCGAGUUGGCUGUGGCGAAAAGUGUGAUUUCGUUGCGUGGUUACAGUCUCAAAUUUGUGAAAAAACAAGCGAUGUUUUUACCAGGGUUGCCAUAUCAAGGUUUCGUCCAAUUGAAUAGCGUUAAUGUGGAUUUAAAGGGUCACGUGAUCGAAAUUUGUUACAACAUCGCGAUUAAAAAAAGCUGGAAUUAUUUAAAUAACGAACAAUGUCGCAAUUUCACGUUGCAAGGGACUGAAAAAUUCAUCCCGUUUCAUGUUUUACCCCUGAAAAAUAACGUCAUUCAUUUACAGUUAAAUGCACGAUCGCUGAAUUUCAGCAAUAUCAUUGAUAAUUUUCUCGUGGUGCGAUUAUUUUCCCCAAGUUUGACUUACAUAACAAUCGAUCAAAUUCACCAUUCGAAUGCGUGUAAAUCCGUUCAGCAAUUUGCGAUUCAAUACACCACUGAAAAACUGAAAGAACAUGAAAAUGUGACGUUUUUUUACAUGGUCAAGUCGCGAGGACACAUCUACAAAUUGAGGAAAAUCACGCAUAAUGUGAGGAAAUCCUCACCGAACUAUUUCAGCGAGUUUCAGGAUAUUCUAGGAACGGACCACAAACACACUAGAACUAGUUCUAUUGCUAAAUUCACGCUGAAAUUCAAACUAGACGAGAUUUUCAGCAACUAUCAACUGCUCAUUUAUUAUGUGAGUCCUGAAGGGGAACUGGCUUCAGCGGUUAAGGAAGUCGAAGUGGAGCCGUGCCUCAAAAACAAGGUCGAGGCAAACUGGUCCCACAAACACAUCGCUCCCGGCGCCACUGCCUCCCUACUAAUCGAGAGCAAAUCCGAGUCGCUUUGCUCGGUUAUAACCACCGACAAAGCGGUUACUUUCAUGGACGAUCUCCGUUUCUUGCACGUAAAAUCGCUCCUGAAACCGUUUCAGCAACCGAAAGAGACGCCAGAAUCGGGCAGAAAAUCCUGUAUACCACCCGUGAAAAAAAAUCGAGAAAAACGAUUCGUUUACCCAUUUUCGGAGGACUUUGACGCUUACGAUAUCUUCGAAAAGUUCGGAAUUGUGACAAUCACAAACUUCAAAAUCGUCACAAAGCCCUGUUACACAGGCCCGAUUCCGACAACUGAAGACCCAGUUUCAGUUUCGUCACUAACCGAUCAGUAUGACAUCCAAAAUGAGGACAACAUAACGCCGAUCAGGUCAUAUUUUCCUGAAACGUGGCUAUGGGAAAUUGUUCCAGUCAGGAGUGUGUCGGUAAUUCACCGCACUUUACCCCACACCAUCACGACAUGGACCACCAACGUGAUGUGUGUUUCGGCCACAGAGGGCGUUGGUUUUAGUAAAAUCACCGAAAUUACGACGUUUCGUCCCUUUUUCGUCGACAUUUUAACCCCCUAUUCGAUCAAAAGAGGCGAAACUUUAUAUUUACACGCAAUUAUCUUCAAUUAUCUCACUUACAACAUUCCGAUUCGCAUAACUUUGGGGACGAGUAAUGGCCUAAAACUGAUCGAAACGAAGAACCAAAAAAGCUUCUCUUAUUGCAUUUCGAGCAACAACACUGCAACACACAUCUUCGAAUUGAAGGGAAUUGAGGUUGGGGAUGUUAAUGUUACUGUGGUGGCAGAACUGGACCCGAAUUUCCCCGGCCAUUGCGGCCCAGAAAUAAUAAUCAAUAAAAGAGAUGUCGUUUUUAAAACACUCAAAGUGGAGCCUGAAGGAUACCCAAUUAUUACCACCAAAUCGGCCCUUUUGUGCGCCUCAGGUACAACACUAUACUCAACGACACGAAAAAAGUCACUUUUUUUAGGAAAUAUCACGUGGGCGCUGCAAAUCCCCUCUGACACUGUUGCCAAAACAGCCAAAUCAAUAUUACUCCUCAACGGUGACAUUUUAGGCCAAACAAUCCAAAAUUUGGACGACUUAAUUGCAAUGCCGACCGGAUGUGGUGAACAAAUCAUGGCCAACUUAGCCCCAAAUCUCUACAUUUUGAAAUACUUAAACGAGACGAAACAACUGUCAUCGAGUCUACGUCACAAAAUCGCGCGAAAUUUGAAAAUCGGUUAUCAGCGAAUUUUAAAUUAUAUUCACAAAGAUGGCUCAUUUUCAGCUUUCGGUUAUCACGAUCCUUCAGGUUCGAUGUUUUUGACAGCUUUUGUCGUCCGGACUUUACAACACAUGAAAAAAUUGAUUUAUGUCGAUCAGAAAAUAAUCGAGAGGGCUGUGUUAUGGAUUUUGAACCAUCAACUCGAAAAUGGUUGUUUUAGUACCAUGUCACACGUGUUUCAGGAUAUGGGCGGGACUAGUAGUGAGAAUAGUACAGCUGCACUCACCGCCUACGUGAUAAUAAGCCUCCUAGAUGGUGAUAUUCAGAUUCCUGAAAAUGUGAAAACAAAUGCAAAAUAUUGCAUAAGAGGGUACUAUGAUCUUGAUAGGUACACUUUAGCGAUCAGUUCGUAUGCACUUCUGAAAAUCAAUUGGUUCAGUGAGGCUGAAAGAAUGCUGAAAAAAUUGUUUCAAGUGGCGAAUCACAAAGACAACAUGAUGUGGUGGACCAAUCGAGAAGUGAACGGAUCUGAAUCAAGUGACAUCGAAGUGACAAGCUACAUCCUCCUCGCCUUAAUUCAACAAAAAAACGAGGAAAACUUAGCCAAAGCCCACUCAAUCGUCCAAUGGUUAUCCUCAAAACAAGGCCAUCGAGGCAGUUUCAAAUCAACACAAGACACAGUCGUGGCCUUAGACGCCCUAACAAAAUACUCACAAUUUUUCAACCACAAAACUGACAUAAAAAUCAACAUUGUAGCCUUAGACUCAAACCACAAUUUUCGAAUAACUGACACCGAUCGACUCAAAUCCAAGAAAAUUCCCCUCAAAAAUCCCGCAAAUCAAGUGAGAAUUGAGGUUCAAGGUCAAGGAUGUGUCCUAGUUCAAGCUAUAACUUCGUAUAAUGUCAAAGAAUUGAGGAAUGGUGAGGCUUUUAAGCUCGAUAUGGAGGUUUUGCCCGUUUCAAAUAUUGAUCAGUGCUCAAUUACGACCUUGGCACCGUGUUUUAAGUACAAUGGAAUUGACCAAAGGGCCAAUAUGGCGAUCCUGGAGGUCGGUCUUCCCUCGGGAUACCAAGCGGAUCGGACCUCACUCUACAAACUCAUCGACGAAUCAAGUGUGAAAAUGUUUGAAGAAUUGGAGGAAAAAAUCGUUUUGUAUUUGACGAAACUUGGAAAUCGACAAAUGUGUGUCAAUUUUAACAUCAACGAAAAUGCAAUUGUCAAAUCACGUACGAAUUCAACUGUCAAACUUUACGAUUAUUACAAACCAGAGUAUCAAGUGUCACAAUUUUACAAAAUCAAAGACAAUUGCCUGACGAAUAGCACAAUCCCGGACAUUUCGCAGAUUGAAGACAAAAGGAAGAAGUUGUCCUAGAAAACAAAACGGUUUGCGACUUGGCUAUUUUUAACGUGGUAACCAUAGUGAUAACUGUUAAAGCACUGGUAACCAUAGUAAUAGGGAUGUGGUAACCAUGGUAAUGAUUGGAAUUGAGUCGAGUCGCGAACCUUUCAAUGAAUUUAAUUAAGUUUUAACACACAAUAUGUUUAAUUAGGAAAAAAAUUGUCAAAUAAAUGGGAAAGUGUGAAAAG
This is a messenger RNA of Tribolium madens (black flour beetle), 4638 nucleotides long. RefSeq names its product alpha-2-macroglobulin-like. Gene Ontology annotation, cellular component: extracellular region. The record is from RefSeq and is a predicted model, not a curated record. The coding region runs from base 53 to 4423 and encodes 1456 amino acids. Gene Ontology annotation, molecular function: endopeptidase inhibitor activity. NCBI's taxonomy places the organism in Eukaryota, Metazoa, Arthropoda, Insecta, Coleoptera, Tenebrionidae. The transcript has 15 exons.